UUCUACGUUCUUUUUUCGUUUUUUUUUUUUGGUAUUAAUUCUCCAUGUUAAACGAUGCUUCUCAUCAUUACACGUUGGAUUAAGAUUAGGAUAGAGGAUAACCUGCAUCAGUGAAUCUUUCAAAUAACAUUUGGUUAUUGCUGAGUGUCAAAAGAUGUUCAAAGGAUUUAUUUUAUUAACGACUAUUUUACCAUUAGCAUAUGGUAUAUGGUGGGCUAAAGGAACACCGUAUUAUGGAAAUUGUGAUUCGCAUGCCGAGUGCCCUAAUGAAACUGCCUGUUUGAGUCCAGGCUUUGGCAGCGCUGAUGAGUCGGCACAGAAGAAAUGUUACCGAUGCUUAUGCAUGGAACAGGAACAGUGUUACUUCAAAAGUAGAAGGUUUACUGCCUGUAAUUGUACAAAUUCCGGGUUUACAGGAUGUCACUGCCAAAGAAACAUUGACGACUGUCAGCCAAAUCCAUGCCAAAAUGAUGGCACGUGUACAGAUGGCAUCAACAACUACACAUGCACGUGUCCAGAAGGAUACUAUGGUCGUAAUUGUGAAAGUGUGUUAGUGGAAACAUGCGAAGGCGAUUGGCAGUUGUUUCAAAGUAGCUGCUAUUGGCGCAGUUCAAGUACUCUUACUUGGACAGC
Molecule: messenger RNA, 633 nt
Organism: Ruditapes philippinarum (Manila clam)
Lineage: Eukaryota; Metazoa; Mollusca; Bivalvia; Venerida; Veneridae
Product: neurocan core protein-like
Biological process (GO): biological process involved in interspecies interaction between organisms
Cellular component (GO): external side of plasma membrane
Molecular function (GO): carbohydrate binding; calcium ion binding
Source: RefSeq, a predicted model, not a curated record